Messenger RNA from Knipowitschia caucasica, 1902 nucleotides. The record is from the annotation of a GenBank genome assembly. NCBI's taxonomy places the organism in Eukaryota, Metazoa, Chordata, Actinopteri, Gobiiformes, Gobiidae.
AUGGUGAAGCUCAAGUUACCGAAUCCCGGACUGGAGAACAGGAUUCCCACUUAUGGAGACCUGGAGAGAAUGGAGAAGGAAGAAGCUGGAGACAGGCCCAAGUGGGACAACAAGGCUCAGUACUUGCUCACCUGUGUGGGCUUCUGUGUGGGACUGGGGAACGUCUGGAGGUUCCCCUACCUGUGUCAGAGCCAUGGAGGAGGUGCUUUUAUGAUUCCGUUCCUUAUCCUUUUGGUGCUGGAGGGAAUCCCUCUGCUGCACCUGGAGUUUGCCAUCGGUCAGAGGCUCAGGAAGGGCAGUGUGGGAGUGUGGAGGUCGAUAAAUCCUCAUCUGACCGGAGUGGGGAUUGCAUCAUUGAUGGUCUCCUUUAUGGUGGGAAUGUACUACAACACCAUCAUGGCCUGGAUCUUGUGGUACCUCUUCAACUCUUUCCAAAACCCUCUUCCGUGGAGUCAAUGUCCCCUUAACGAAAACAGGACUGGUGUGGUAGAUGAGUGCGCCCGCAGCAGCACAGUGGAUUACUUUUGGUACAGGGAGACUCUGAACACAUCUGAAAGCAUUGACCAGGCUGGGGGUCUGCAGUGGUGGAUGGUGUUGUCCCUAAUGGCUGCCUGGACUUUGCUCUAUGUCUGCACCAUCCGAGGAAUUGAGACCUCGGGAAAGGCUGUGUACAUCACAUCCACUCUGCCAUAUUUGGUCCUGACCAUCUUCCUCAUCAGAGGGCUAACGCUUAAAGGCUCUUUCGAAGGAAUAAAGUUUCUAUUCACACCAGAUGUGAAUGAGUUAAUGAACCCAGCAACAUGGCUGGAUGCCGGAGCUCAAGUUUUCUACUCAUUCUCUGUGGCUUUUGGAGGUCUCAUUUCUUUCUCGAGCUACAACUCUGUUCACAACAACUGUGAGCAAGAUGCUGUUCUUAUCUCCAUCAUAAACGGUUGCACAUCAGUGUACUCCGCCACUGUGAUCUAUUCCAUCAUCGGCUUCAGGGCCACUCAGAACUUUGACGACUGUGUGUCAGACAAUAUACUGAAGCUGGUGAAUGCCUUUAACUUGCCUGAAGGAAACAUUGUUGACAGUAACUACAACGAGGCCCUGGGAUACUUCAAUCAGACCAACCCAGCUUUGGUUGAAAGCUUGGAUUUAACUACUUGUGACAUGAAGUUUUUCCUAAGCCAGGGAGUAGAGGGAACAGGUCUGGCCUUCAUUGUGUUCACAGAAGCCAUCAUACGGAUGCCCAUCUCUCCCUUGUGGGCUGUGCUGUUUUUCAUCAUGCUCUUCUGCCUGGGUCUCUCCACUAUGUUUGGAAGCAUUGAGGGGGUGGUGAGUCCUCUGCAGGACCUCAAUCUCCUGCCAAAAUCAUGGCCAAAAGAAGUGUUUUGUGGUUUGACUUGCCUCGUCUCGUUUGGAUUUGGACUUAUUUUUACUCAAAGCUCUGGAAACUACUGGUUGGCACUGUUUGAUAACUAUGCAGGAUCUAUUCCUCUGCUGGUCAUUGGCUUCUGUGAAAUGGUUGCAGUUAUAUACGUCUAUGGCAUAGACAGAUUUAACGAGGACAUUGAGUUUAUGAUUGGCCACAAGCCCAACAUCUUCUGGCAGGCCACAUGGAGAGUGAUCAGUCCACUUAUCAUGGUCUUCAUCCUGAUCUUCUACUUUGUUACUCAAGUUUCCAAAACGGCCACCUAUCUCGUCUGGGACCCCAAGUCUGAGGCAUUUCCAACUCUAGAAAAACAACCAUUUCCUGCUUAUAUCAAUGUUAUAAUAUUCAUCUUGGCUGGAAUCCCUAGUUUAAGCAUCCCUGCAUUUGCACUUUAUAAGUUUAUCCAGAGGAGAUGUUGUAAGAAGGAUGACAAGAGAGACUCAGUGGACUCAAUCUCAGCUAAAGUUGAGAUGAACGGGAAAAUGUAA